AUGGCGACCGAUUUCAUAAUGCCACGGGUCCCGGGAGAGCAGCAGAAUCCUUACUACGCGCCUGCGCACCAGCAGCGCCAACAGUAUCGUCCCCAACAAGCCCCAUUCCAGCCAUCCCCGAUCACGACCACCUACCCCGCGUCCACACAUUACAACUCGCCCGUCUCGCCGCUUGGGACUCCGGGGAGCAUCUCACCGACGUCAUCCAAGAAUUACAUCACCCGCCAAAUCCGGCCUUUGUAUGUUCCUGCCGUGUUGCGUCCAACCGAGUUCCCAUCCAAGCCAGCACCACCCCAGCCGGACGCCGAAGAUGAGAAUGAUUUUGUCGAGGAUGGCUUGCGGCCGACGAGCAGCUUUCAUGAGUCUCGGUGGCCUAAGCGCGUUCGGGCGGCUGAGCAGGCGGGUCUACGGGGAGACAGCGCCAAAUCCAUCGACAGCAUUUUGGAAUCUCGACCAGUUCCCCGAAGCCCACAGGCCCGCCCACUCGAGACCACUGGGAGGGUACCUAUGUCCCCCGGCGUGAAGUGUAGUUCAUCCGUCCGAGCCGACGUUAACAUGUCGUGUUGCAGCCCGACAACGAGUCUACCAUUUGCGAUCACGCCACCUGCAAGCGGUACUUUAGUUACUUCACCCGCCGCCACCACUGCCGCAAGUGCGGCAACAUCUUCUGCGACCAGCACAGCACCUUCGAAAUCCCGCUCGACCAAGAUGGCAAUUUCAACCCCCGCGGCGUGCUCAGCCGCUCGUGCGACCACUGCUAUUCGCAGUUCAGGGAGUGGCGGAGGCUAG
Messenger RNA from Chaetomium globosum CBS 148.51, 789 nucleotides. RefSeq lists its product as uncharacterized. The coding region runs from base 1 to 789 and encodes 262 amino acids. The transcript has a single exon. The record is from RefSeq and is a predicted model, not a curated record. NCBI's taxonomy places the organism in Eukaryota, Fungi, Ascomycota, Sordariomycetes, Sordariales, Chaetomiaceae.